Messenger RNA from Rhizophagus irregularis DAOM 181602=DAOM 197198, 1242 nucleotides. RefSeq lists its product as uncharacterized. The record is from RefSeq and is a predicted model, not a curated record. NCBI's taxonomy places the organism in Eukaryota, Fungi, Glomeromycota, Glomeromycetes, Glomerales, Glomeraceae.
AUGUCAAAAACACUCUGUUCAGUUCUCAAUUCAAAAAUUUGUGAGAAAAAAGUUUAUUUAUCUGAUGACAAUGAAAGCUUAAUUUCAACAGCACUUUUUCUUGUUUGGACAAAGACAGAUAAAAAUAUUGAUCUGUGUACUUUCGAGCAAGAUAGAGUAAGAAUGUCAUAUAAAAAAAAUGAAGGUCAUAUAUAUUUUGAUCUGGAGGAAUCAUUGUCAAAUUUUACAUUUAUCGAUAAGGAUAAUCUGGCUGAACUUCAGCAUUACAAGUCUCUAUAUGAAUCAUAUAAAAGUAAAUACGAAUUAGUUUUGAAUCAUAAUGUUAAAUUAAAGUACUCUACUCCAGUAAUGGCAGAAAAUACGCGUUCAAGUAACACAGCUGGUACAGCUGAUACUGAUUCUAAUGUUGAUGAAUCCUUAAAACAAUUGUUAAAUUAUUCAACACCCGAACAUUCUCCCUUUGAAUCUUCAACAUCAACUCCUCAUUCAUCAUUAUAUCACGAGUCUAAUAACUUAGAACUUGCCCACAUUAUAAACUGUGAUUUGGCAAUAAACAAUUUCCCAACUUUUGAUACAGCAGAAAAUAUUUGGGCAAAUUUAAAUCUGCGAUGUAUUGAAAAAUUUGGUAAUCAAAAUCACAUAAAAAAUAAUAUUACUAUUUCAGAUAUAACGUGGACCAGCAUGACAUUGCCAGCUUAUUGCAGCUGGAAUACGAUGAAAGAUUAUUAUUAUUAUAUCGAUAGCUGGAUGAUAAAAAUUAAUAAUUUCUGUAAUAAUAAUUCUCAGACUGCUGAUAUUGCAAAUUCAGACUCUAUAAUAGAAGAAUCAAACUACCAUAAAACUAAUGAAAGUGCCGAAUCAAAUUCACCUCUACAAGCAUCACCUGUAGCUAAUAAAAGUGAUGAACUGAAUGCGCCACUGGUAGCUAAUGAAAAUAAUGAAUUGAAUUCACCUUCACAAGUGUUACUGAUAGCUAAUAAAAGCGCCGAUAAUAAAAGUACUAAAUUGAAUUUAUCUAUACAAGCUCCACCGGUAGCAGUACCGGAAAAAGUAUCAGUAGAAGUACCGUCAACAAAGGCACCAACACUGAAAUUAGCAGAAAAAGUAUCCAGUGCAGAAGUGUUUGUAGUAGUAGAAACACAAACUUCAAAAAUGAAAAUGCAGGUAGAAUCACAAGCAUUAGUUUCAGAAGUGUCAGAAGAAUCUCAAGAAUUAGCAUCUACAUCAACAUCAUUAGUAUGA